Messenger RNA from Porites lobata, 3865 nucleotides. The record is from the annotation of a GenBank genome assembly. Lineage: Eukaryota; Metazoa; Cnidaria; Anthozoa; Scleractinia; Poritidae.
AUGGAUUCCUUACCAGAUGACAUUUGGUUGGAGGUGUUUUCUUUCCUUUCUCAGAAAGAUCUUCUCAGAGCUGCUCUUGUUUGUCGGACCUGGAAAAGACUGUCACGUGACAGCUCUCUCUGGUCAUGCCUUGAUCUCCAACCGUACGCCAGAUCGCUCAGAGAAGAUAUUAUACUGAGGCUUUUGAAUACUAUGUUUGCACCUCUCGGUAGACAACUCAACCUCAGUAAGAAUUUGGUGACCACGCAAAUUUUAAAAACCAUAUUUGAAACCUGCCAUCGACUGCAAAGUUUAAGUCUGAACAACAGCAGAUUCCAUUCCAUCGGGCCUUGGCUUGAAAGGAGAGUGGAUCAGGUGGAAACCUUAAUAUUUAUGGAUUUAAGAAACGCAAGUGGAUUCGCUGCUGGAAUUGAGGACAUUUUGCAAAAAGCAUACAACUUAAAGUAUCUAGGUAAGUAAACCGGUCUCUUUGUAUAGCGCAGAUAACAAGGAGAAGAUGUAUUGAUCGCUUGUUACCAGUGAAACUUUUCAUUGGUAUUUCCCAAAGUAAGAAGCUUUACUGAUCUAAAAAUUCAUCGAUUUUCUUCAGAUCGGACGUCCCUUGAGUUGUCGCAUUGACAAGGUUCAUUUUAAGAGCAUUUAAUAAACAAUAAUUGGAUGAUGUUUUUAUGUUAACACUUGUAGAUACCUUAACUAGACUUGCCCACAAGUGGAGCUCACAAUUUUUUUCGAGCGCGAAGCCCAAGCUAGAAAUUCUUUAUGAUUUCGGCGGCAAAGCGAGCGACGGAGAGAGGUGGAGCCUUCUACCGGAACCGGAAACGAGAUGCUUUGAGAAAGUCUACCGUAUUGCAUCAGUCAAUUCCAGCUGCGCCCAGCCCCUCCCCCCGAGCCACUGCGGGGCAUUUGCCCGCCUUGUCAGUCCCGGGGGUGGGGCAUUUGCAAAUUUUGCACUGCCUGGGGGCCGGGCAUUUGCCAACCCCGGGGCCAUAAUAUAACUACACAGAAGGUUUUACUGGAAAAAAAGCAGAUUGGCUCACCAGCCAAGGACAGGAAUAAAUUGAAGAGGGUUGUAAAGGCAUGUUCUCGAUUUUAUGCAUGCAUUUCUUCAUUACUUAUGAAGCCAGAAUUACAUAGCGAAAACCGGAGCUAUCGAUGUGAAUCAACGUUUUUGGUUAGAAUAAAAUUUCUGUUAAUAUUAUUUGAAGAACAUCCUUUCAUACUUAUAAAACUAUUCAUAACAUUAAAGUUACAGCGCUCUAUUAAUUUUAAUCUCAAUAAUUUAUAUCAAUACUAAAACCAUAAACUGGUGCAUGUCGUCGCGGCGUGAAGUCUUCAUUAGAAUCCUACCGCUAUUACAAAGGAAGACGUUAAUUGAAACAAAAAAUCGCAGAUUAAAAUGCUUAAAAUGGCAUUAUUCGACUGUGCGAUCAAUGAAAGUGCAGUGUUGACGAAGGACGGGGCAUUUACCCUCUUUUUGCGUCCCCACCCCGGGGGAUUUGACAGCUCAAGAGUCCCCACCCCCGGGAAUUUGCCAUCCGAGGCAAAAAAAAUGCUAAUGACGGGGGUCAGCCCCGGGGGGGGGGGAGGAGGGCUGGGCGCAGCUGGCAUUGACUGAUGCAGAACUAUCACCGACAACCUCCCAAAAAAACGAAUUUCUUGAUUGUUUUAUUGUACAUAUUUAUUAAAAUAACGCACGGAACACAGUUCAUUAUCUUUCAUAAAAAAGGGCUAGAAAGUGUAGAAAUUCAGCUUGAAAAUCAUGCAUUCCACGCACAACCCAUAGAUUCACAUAAAUUUAAGCUAAUGCAGAAAGCGUAAUACAAUGUAGCACAAUCACAAUCAUCAAUCACCUCAUGGAGAGGGAAAGUAAUUCUGAGUUCCAUGCACAUGAAGAAGAAUGUCAGCAAAUAUCGAUAGGCUUACUUAUUCCUGAUUGAUUAAGCUGUGUGACAUUUUUCGAUCAAUUAAACAAAGCACACAAAUCGUCAAAUUGAUUGAACAGUUAGGGCUCGUGUUAUGAGUCGGCCCUAGCCAGCCAGACCAGUCCAAUCGUAGAGAAAAUUUCUCUACUAAUCAACACUAUCCCAUCAAGCUCGUCCCCAGGGUCUUCCCGCCCCUCCUAUUUUCUAUGGAAAAAGCCCUGGGAAUGAGGUAGGCGUGGCAUACCCUCCCAAGAGCCAUAAUGGGACAGAGAGAGAGUCUUAAGGCGUUGGCCGGGAUAUGUGAGUUUCACUAAAGUUAUUUUUAGAGGUUGUAAUUAAAGGGAAGUCUAAUUCCUGAGACGUCCGCACAUUUUAAUCGAUGCUUGUCAGACCCUGUAAUAUGCAUUGUAAUGGCGACUGUUGAAUAUUCAACAUGACCUAAUCGACCGGGAUUUACAGGCGUCUAGGUUUCGGCAGCAAUAUUCCAGAUGAGUCUGUUGAACGGCCUGGUGAGUGCGUUUCACUAAAAGAAGUUCAGUAAGCGGUCCUACUCGUAAGCGCAAGAUAAGUGAUGUUUUGUCUUCCCUCGGCGGGAAAGCGAGGGGAAGAAAUUCCCUUAUCGCGGUGAAAGCUUUAAAAGGCCUUCUUGAACACGUGAAUUUAAAUCCUCGCCAAAUGUAAUACCUGUGUCGAACAGUCACUGAAAAAAAUCAAAAUAACAAUGUUAAUGUAACAAUGAAUCGAUAAGUAAAAAAUCUGGUUUCAGUUUUUUUCAGUUCCUUUUUGUAUCUUCGAUUGUGACAUAACGUUUAAACUCUAAAAAGCUAAUUUUUAAAUAGGGGUCUUGCUUUUUCUAUAUUGUUUAAAGGAUAUUUUGAAUUAUGCGCUUUUCUUUUUCCAAUUUAUUUCAAAAUUAAGAAAGUUCAGAGUCAUUUCCAAAAAUAAAACGAAGUUGAGUAAUUUAAAAACAGGUUUAUUGCUCGAACUGAGAAUUGCUCUCUUUUUUUUAUUUUCGUUCUGCAGGUCUUCACUGUUGUAUCAGUCCUCGACUGUUUAGAAGCAUAUUCAGCGGAAAACACCAGCUCCGUUUCUUAGACUGUACACAAUGUGACUGGGUCACUGAUGAUAGUAUCCACAUCGUUGCUGAAAACUGCCCCUUUAUGGAAUCUUUAACUCUCGCAAAGUGUCGCAACAUCCAAGGGAAAUCAUUAUCAAGUCUAUUGAGCAACUGCCCAAAGCUAAAGACGCUCAUAUUAGAAGGGACCCAGAUAAAAGACGAAUACCUAGGAACAGCCGACUGGGAAAACACCAGGAUCAUUGAGUUAAACGUGCUAAGCUGUUAUCGACUGUCAUUUUCCGGCCUUUCUGCGGUAUUACCAAAACUAAAGCGCCUGCGCUACUUAAAGUGCGCGAUGACCGAUGAAAUUUUUCGUCUCAUAGUGGACGGCUUUCCGUUGUUAGAGGUUUUCUUUCUUCAUCGACGCUAUCCAGUUACCGUUCAAAGCGUCAGUGAUUUGCUCUUUCACUGUCCGAGUGUUACCUGCUUAGAUAUUUCAUCUAUCCCAUUAGCGUUUGUUUAUUUUGAGACCUUUUUACCCCGUAUGCCCCGGCUUCAACUGUUAAGCUUUGCAGGUAACGAACUCUUGGGUACAGAGAACAUUAUACGUUCGCUUGCAAGAAAUUGCAUUGACUUACAAGUGAUAUGUGUUAAUUAUUUUCACUCGACAAACAACUUCGAAAUCGAGCGCUCCUUUGUAUUUUUGCUUCAAAGAUGCCGUAAGCUCAAGGAAGUUAUUUUAAACGGUUUGUUCGUGAACAAUUUAGUUGUGUCUAUACGGAGCUUAGGGUAUUAUGUGUGCGAUAGAGACGAUAUAUUGGUAGCAGAAAAUAAACACUUUUUUCUUCCUGGACCUCAAAACAGUCUUGAUAAUGUUAAGUUAUAG